This is a messenger RNA of Durusdinium trenchii, 1437 nucleotides long. NCBI's taxonomy places the organism in Eukaryota, Dinophyceae, Suessiales, Symbiodiniaceae. The record is from the annotation of a GenBank genome assembly.
AUGGCACAUUGGACUGUGGUGGGUGGUGAGCAGACUGGAGGCCUCGUAGUGAGACAAGGCGUGGAGCUUUCAUCUGCCAAGCUAAAGGAGCGACUCGAAACAGGGGCGCGAGUUGCCCAAGUGGAGCUUCAAGGGGAGCGUUUGCGCUUCCGACGGCUGGAGGGCCACGGCCCGGAGACGGGUUGGGUUUCGUUGAAGCUGAAGGAAAAGCCCUUGCUUUUGCCCGCUGCCAGCUUGCCUCAGGCCGUGACCUCCGUGUCAGAGCUUUUUGGCGGCCGCCUUGAAGUGGAGUGCUUGGAGUUACCGAAGCACCUGCGCGUGCGGGUGGCCACGAUCAGCGACAUCCACGUGGAUCAGAAGGCCAACAUGGAAUGGUUUCAGAAGCAUUUGCCCAGAAAGGCACCGGAUGAUUUCAAUGUCCUUCUUCUCCCAGGAGAUGUCUCAGACGAUCCCGUCAUUUUCAAGGAAGCCAUGAAGAUGUUGAUCGAGUCUUUCGAUGUGGUGUGUUACACUCCAGGAAACCACGAUCUUUGGUUGAGGAAGAGCGGUGAUUGCUCCGAUAGCUUGGCCAAGCUUCGCCAGCUCCGGCGUCUCUGCGAGGGAGAGGAGUCGGAGCUGCGGGGACGCGUGCGCUUCAGCCCGCUGGAGCUCAAGACCGAGCAACGCAGCCUUUUGCUUUUACCCCUGCUGUCGUUUUACACUUCGGACUGGGACCAAGAGCCAGACCUUCCAUGGUGUCCACAGCAACAGAAGCAGAUGCUUGCCUGGAUGGAUUUUCGGACCAUGAAGUGGCCGGAACUCGGCUCCAGCGGGGAUUCUCGAAAGAUUUGCUUUGGCCCGGAGGGCACCAAGGGUCUAUCUGAACUCUUCGCAGAGAUGAACGAGCCGGUCCUGGAACAAGUGGCACAGAUUCAGCCAUCGACCGUCCUGUCUUUCUCCCACUAUUUGCCCCGGCAGGAGCUUUUUCCCGAGAAGCGCUUCUUGCUGGACUCGAGCUUGCACAAAGUCUCCGGCUCACUGAAGUUGGAAGGACAGAUCCGACGGGUGAAGCCUGAUGUGCAUGUCUUCGGGCACACUCAUUUGACGGUGGAUAUGGUCCUGGAUGGGCAACGUUAUGUCCAGUGGGCCUUGGGCACGCCACGUGAGCAGGCGGCCAUGUCCCGGGCGGUGGCUGACUCUGGAAUGCUGAUUUUGUACGACUCGAUGGCGGAGCCUUGUGUUGCCCCGGUGCAGGAGACCUUUUGGGGGCAAUACUUCAGUGCUGGCAAGAGGGAUCCAAGUCAGAUCUGUCCUGCCCCCUUUGUCCGGAAGUAUUUCGGGCAGAUGUUCAAGGAGUUGGAGCUUCCCUACGACGACGACUUCUUUCAGACGACCCCCAACCCCGGGCCUCCGAUCGAGACCUAUGAAGGGCUUUUCGAGCCCCGUUGGCGCUUCUGA